Messenger RNA from Exaiptasia diaphana, 2544 nucleotides. RefSeq names its product ATP-dependent DNA helicase RecQ. Gene Ontology annotation, cellular component: chromosome; nucleus; cytoplasm. The record is from RefSeq and is a predicted model, not a curated record. Lineage: Eukaryota; Metazoa; Cnidaria; Anthozoa; Actiniaria; Aiptasiidae. Gene Ontology annotation, biological process: protein phosphorylation; double-strand break repair via homologous recombination. The coding region runs from base 1 to 2544 and encodes 847 amino acids. Gene Ontology annotation, molecular function: nucleic acid binding; four-way junction helicase activity; 3'-5' DNA helicase activity. The transcript has 6 exons.
AUGGUAAUGAACCAAUCUAGAAGGUUGAACAGCCAUAAUCCUGUGGUUUGCGACUUCGGCAUAAGCAAGUUGAAAGAUGAUUGCAGCACUGUGGCAUCCAUCAAACAAAAUGCAGGCACUCUGGCCUAUCAGCACCAUGAAGGGCUGGACGGAAAAAAACCUACCACUGCUGUAGAUGUGUACUCAUUUGGGGUUGUGAUGGGCGAAGUACUUACAAGAAAAAGGGCCUGGGAUGGCAUGAAGGCUCCCGAAGUAAGAAAGGCCAUCUUGGCAGGGAAAUUCCCAGAGUUUAUAAUUGCACCAGACAACACCUGUGCAAUUGAAAUAAUCAAAAGCUGUCUGCAAAAGGCGGAGGAGAGGCCCCAAUUUGGGGAGAUUCUACCAAAAUUAGAAUCAAUGUGUGAUCCAUCUCAAUCUAUAGUAAUGGAGAAAAGAGAUGUAUUAGCCGUUCUUCCAACAGGAUACGGGAAGUCUUUAAUUUAUCAACUUUUGCCUGAAGUGUUUGACCAUUUUGAUUGUGUGGAUCCACAAUUUAAAUCUAUUAUCAUAGUCAGUUCGCCCUUGAACGCACUUAUAAGAGAUCAGGUUUCCAAACUGAAAGAGUGCGGAAUGAAGGUCUGUGUUCUUCGUGGAGACCGGGUGAUGGAAGGUGGGGAAGAUGAAAGUAAAUCGCUCGACAGCUUGGACGAAUACCAGUUAAUACUAGCUCAUCCAGAAGCUAUAGUAGAAAACAAAGAUGUGCUCAAGAUCUUGAAAUCUAAAAAGAUAAUUCAUCGAGUAAAGGGCAUCGUAGUGGAUGAGGCUCAUUUGGCAAUAGAAUGGGAUUUGUACUUUAAUACUGUGGAUCACCUCUCUUUCUCUCUAUCUCACUUUCAAAUCUACAGGAAACAAUUUAGACCAGCAUACACCAAGUUGGGGAUUUUAGUCAGUUAUUUUCCCAAUGUGCCAAUAGUUGGCCUUACUGCUACUGCAACCCUCCAUGCCAGAAAAGAGAUUGUAGAGCCCCUUGGUCUUGUAGAGCCAAUAAUUAUUGAUGCUAACCCUGAUCGAAGCAACAUAUACUUUGCUGUUUCAAGAAGACCUGAUCGGGGGGAUGAGAAACUAGACAAGAUACUUGACCCAUUAGUAGAGGAAUUAAUUGAAAAAAGAUUACAAUGUCCUAUAACACUUAUAUUUGGUACACUUGAAACAAUUUCUUCCUGUUAUGUUUACUUUACUGAGAAAAUGGGGGACAGGCAAUAUGAGCCGUUAGGCUCAGACCCAAGAUCGUGCAACAGAAUGUUUACUCAGUACCAUGCGCAGUACCCCAUACAUGAGCGUGAAACAAUUGUUGAUGGCCUGAUAGCAGGGAAGUCAAAAUUGAGAAUCAUUUUUGCUACUGUUGCUUUCGGAAUUGGCUUAGAUUUAAAUGAUAUCAGAAAUGUUAUCCACAUUGGUGUGCCCUGUACCAUAGAAGAGUACUUUCAAGAGGCCGGGCGGGCAGGCAGAGAUGGGCUUCCCUCUAGGCCAAUAAUUAUUGAUGCUAACCCUGAUCGAAGCAACAUAUACUUUGCUGUUUCAAGAAGACCUGAUCGGGGGGAUGAGAAACUAGACAAGAUACUUGACCCAUUAGUAGAGGAAUUAAUUGAAAAAAGAUUACAAUGUCCUAUAACACUUAUAUUUGGUACACUUGAAACAAUUUCUUCCUGUUAUGUUUACUUUACUGAGAAAAUGGGGGACAGGCAAUAUGAGCCUUUAGGCUCAGACCCAAGAUCGUGCAAAAGGAUGUUUACUCAGUACCAUGCGCAGUACCCCAUACAUGAGCGUGAAACAAUUGUUGAUGGCCUGAUAGCAGGGAAGUCAAAAUUGAGAAUCAUUUUUKCUACUGWUGCUUUCGGAAUUGGCUUAGAUUUAAAUGAUAUCAGAAAUGUUAUCCACAUUGGUGUGCCCUGUACCAUAGAAGAGUACUUUCAAGAGGCCGGGCGGGCAGGCAGAGAUGGGCUUCCCUCUAGGGCAGWAAUGCACUACAAUUCCUAUGACUUAUCUAAGGCUAGGAAAAGUCUAACUGAUGAAAUGCGGAACUAUGUCGUCACUCAGAAAUGUAAACGGGAAAUGAUUCUCAAUCACUUUGGAUUUGAAGUAGUCACACCCCCUGAACCACAGCAUUUAURUUGUGAUUAUCACCAAAUGUUUUGUAACUGUGAUGACUGCCUACUUUCUGGUGUGUCAGUUUUGUUUGACUCUGUUGAAGUGGAAGAUAGUGCUUGGAAUGAUGGUUGUCCCCCUGUGGAUAAAACAAUGGAAGUGAACAUUAGGCUUGAUAAGGAAAGAGAGAAGCUUCUUUUUGAUGAACUCAUGGAGUUUAGACUGUCAUGUCAUGGCGUAGGAAGAUCAUGUGUGGRUAGCACAAGUCUGUCAAGUGGAUUCAGUAUCACUCUUAUUGAGGCUGUGGUGGAAAACCUAUCAAAUUUGAGAUCAUCUGAAGAUAUCGGGAAACAAAUGCCUGUCUUUAGCCAUGAGCAUGCUGUUUGCAUUUGGAACAUAAUAUCUAAAUAUAUUYAAUGA